Molecule: messenger RNA, 459 nt
Organism: Candidula unifasciata
Lineage: Eukaryota; Metazoa; Mollusca; Gastropoda; Stylommatophora; Geomitridae
Source: the annotation of a GenBank genome assembly
AUGAGUAAACAUAAGAAAGAUCCUACGAUUGUUAAAUCGUUUGUGGGCAACAAGAAAGAAGGCCAGGGUUUCGCUGAUAAAAGAAAGCGGAAAGCAGCUUAUGAAUAUCUAAAACUGCUGAAGAAAGAAAAGCAGACAGCUGAAAGGGUGGAAGGGAAGGAAGCACCCAAACACCAGAAGCUAUCUUUCUUACAACACAGAAAUACAAAGGAGAAGCAGAAUCAUACAUUCAGUGUAGCGGAGAAGAUUGCAAGAAGAAAGAAAGAGGAAAGGGAAAAGAAGCAACAGGAAAUUGAACGCACAAAUAAAGAAAAAGAGUCAGCCUUGGCCUCCUACAAAGAUCGGAAGAAGCAGCAGCACUUGAAACUGUGUAAGAGAACAAGCAAAGGGCAGCCGGUGAUGAGAUUUCAGAUGGAAGUAUUGCUAGAUAAAAUCCAGAAACAGAAAGAACAUAGCUGA